GGGUAGGAAGCGUAAAAGUGACGGACACAGGAAGUGUUUCCUCGUCUUUCUGUGUUGGUUCCGGACGGACGACAACAUUUUCUUUAACCAGUGGUUUCGUCGUCAUGGCGCUUAAAUAGACGCCAACGUUACUAGUAUUAGAAUACCUUUAAGAGGCUAACGUUAAACAUGCCGAAGGUCGUGUCUAGAAGCGUUGUGUGCUCGGACACCAGAGACCGAGAGGAAUACGACGACGGAGAAAAGCCUCUUCACGUCUACUACUGCCUGUGCGGUCAGAUGGUUCUGGUGCUGGACUGCCAGCUGGAGAAGCUGCCCAUGAGGCCCCGGGACCAGGCCAGGGUCAUCGAUGCGGCCAAACACGCCCACAAGUUCUGCAACGUGGAGCAGGACGAAAACGCGUACCUGAAGAGGGCCGAGGGCAUCGAGAGGCAGUACCGCAAGAAAUGCGGCAAGUGCGGCCUGCUGCUCUUCUACCAGCACCAGUCGAAGAACAGCCCGGCCACCUUCAUCGUGGACGGAGCCGUGGUCAAGUUCGGCCAGGGCUUCGGCAACACCAGCGUCUACAGCCAGAAGCAGCCGGAGGCUCCGAAGAAGGUCCGCGUGAUGAUGACCAAGCGGACCAAAGACAUGGGCAAGUUCAGCUCCGUCACAGUGUCCACCAUCGACGAGGAGGAGGAGGAGAUCGAGGCCAGGGAGGUGGCGGACUCGUACGCCCAGAACGCCAAAGUCAUCGAGAAGCAGCUGGAGAGGAAGGGCAUGAGCAAGAGGAGGCUGCAGGAGCUGGCUGAGCUGGAGGCCAAGAAGGCGAAGAUGAAGGGCACGCUGAUUGAUAAUCAGUUCAAGUAGAGGAGACUCAUUGAGGGACACACUGUGAUACAGAGGUUCCCUCUGGAGCAGUGGUGUAGUCUAAUGUAUUCUAGUGGGUAUACUGUACUGUAUAUAUUGGCCAGAAUCUACCUUUGG
Molecule: messenger RNA, 963 nt
Organism: Perca flavescens (yellow perch)
Lineage: Eukaryota; Metazoa; Chordata; Actinopteri; Perciformes; Percidae
Gene: steep1
Product: STING1 ER exit protein 1
Exons: 1
Coding region: 169-846 (225 amino acids)
Biological process (GO): endoplasmic reticulum membrane organization; endoplasmic reticulum to Golgi vesicle-mediated transport
Source: RefSeq, a predicted model, not a curated record